This is a messenger RNA of Didymodactylos carnosus, 372 nucleotides long. The record is from the annotation of a GenBank genome assembly. Lineage: Eukaryota; Metazoa; Rotifera; Eurotatoria; Philodinida; Philodinidae.
AUGACAACGCCAAACGUGGUUUCCGAGUCGAUUGCGGAUGAAUUAGCUCAAUUACUCGAAGAAUUAGAGACUGAUGAAAUCAAAAAUGUCACAGGUACUAUUGCCUGUCAAGACAUUCAAACGUCACUCGAUCGUAUUACCGACGAAUUACGGGUUAUUGUCGAUGAACAGUAUUUCGUGGAACUUCAUGAAAUAUGUCGCAGUAUCCGACAAAUCUUCAACAUACUGUGUGAAAAACUGACCAAGGCAGAAGCAAAAAUUGAAGAGUUGACAAAACUUGAAGAGCAAGUGAAGACUAUGCAAAAGCAACUUGACAAGGCGGAAAUAUCCGACGGUCAUUUGUGCUCGGUUCGGUCGCAACGCAAUUGCUAA